AUGGUGUCUCCAGUAGGCGGAAAGGACGUUCCAUCGCAAGUCCCAGAAAUAUUUGGCGUUAAUAUUGCAUUCACCGCAGUCACGGUGACAAUAGUCUUGUUGAGGGUGUUUACACGCGUUUGGUUCGUUCAGGGACUCAAAAUUGAUGAUUAUAUCAUGAUAGUAGCCGGGCUUCUCACAUUAUUUUACGGUAUUGAUGUCUGUCUUCAGACUCAUUACGGAUUUGGAUAUCACUGGAAGGAUCUCGUUGAUCCUGCAAGAUUUACAAAUUCACUUAAGGUUGAUGACCAACCCAACUACUACAAUGACGCAGCUAACAUAGAGUCGCAGCUUUUUUACGGAGGAGAGUUGGUGUAUUACAUCAAUGUCGGCCUAACUAAAAUUUCACUUCUAAUUCUCUACCUUCGACUUUUUGUCACACAGUCAUACAACAAAUUACGGCUCCUCACAUGGGUUUUACUUUAUUUUACAACUGCUGUGACGAUAACAUGGACAUUUUGUAUUAUGCUACAGUGCAACCCAGUCGCGCUGGCUUGGGAUAAAACAUUGAAAGGGACGUGUAUCAACAUGACGGCUGUGUUCUACUCGCAUGCCGGUAUCAACAUUCUGCUUGAUUUCAUUGUUUACAUCAUGCCGAUUCCGCUGCUGUGGAGUGUAAAUCGUCCGCUACGGGAGAGGCUCGCCCUCAUUGUAAUUUUUGCAAUUGGAGGCUUUGUUUGUAUCAUGGGCAUUGUGCGAUUGCAGAGUUUGCGAAAGGCUACAGUGUCAACAGAUCCAAGUUGGGAUAAUGUACCUUCAGGUCUAUGGUCAUGUAUGGAAGCAGACGUUGGCAUCAUAUGUGCUUGCCUUCCAUCUUUGAAACCUUUUUUUGCACGAUUCUUCGGUCCGACAAGCGGAAGCAAGUCGCUUUCAAAAAGCGGGACACAAAAGUUCCAUGUCCUUUCCGAUAGCCAGAAUGCACUACAUCAAUCUCAUGUCGAAGUCGAACUUUAUAACAGACGGAGUAGCUUCAAUGUUGUACGAACCGAUGACUUCAGGGUGGAGACUAGAUAUCUGGAGGAAGCAAAACCUUGAUCCUGAAGAAGGUUCAGAAUAACUGUUCUAGAUUUGUUUAUUGAACAUAUCUAUUUUUAUAACGCAAUCCCAUAGUCAUUUUCGAAAGACUGCUGCUACAAGGCUGGUAGGUUGUCGUGAGUUCAUGGGAUGAGAUAUUGGAAACUACAUUAAAAACAUGAAUUGAUGUCACCUCC
Talaromyces proteolyticus is the source of this 1250-nucleotide messenger RNA. Its product is annotated as putative integral membrane protein. Bases 1 to 1074 code for a protein of 357 amino acids. The transcript is spliced from 4 exons. Lineage: Eukaryota; Fungi; Ascomycota; Eurotiomycetes; Eurotiales; Trichocomaceae. The record is from RefSeq and is a predicted model, not a curated record.